Molecule: messenger RNA, 1260 nt
Organism: Bacidia gigantensis
Lineage: Eukaryota; Fungi; Ascomycota; Lecanoromycetes; Lecanorales; Ramalinaceae
Exons: 3
Coding region: 1-1260 (419 amino acids)
Biological process (GO): positive regulation of translational fidelity
Cellular component (GO): mitochondrial small ribosomal subunit
Molecular function (GO): rRNA binding; structural constituent of ribosome
Source: RefSeq, a predicted model, not a curated record
AUGCGCAGCAGGAAAUUAUAUGGACUGAAGCGACUGAAAAUCCGUCAAUCUUGGAGCAAGUACAAUUUAUACAACCUUGCACGUGCCGAACCUCAAAAGACUCAAACUCGCACCUUCUUCCAGCAGAAAUGGACAGCAAAAGCUAUGUCAAGAGCCUAUCACGGCGAAAAUAUUCAAGAGAAAAGGUGGUACCACAUGUUCCGGAGCAACAUACGAUCCGUAGUGCCUAUGGACUACAAGUAUCUAGCCCAACAUGAUGGCUCAGAACAAGCAGCUGGGAGAGGAUCCGGAGCAGAUUCUCGAGAACGAGGAGAAGUAACGUACAGGACACCCCACUUGAUGAUGACCUAUGCCCCACUGGAACGACGGCUGGAUACUGCCAUUUUUAGAGCCCUGUUUGCGAGCAGCGCGCGACAAGCCAGGCAAUUCGUUAUCCAUGGUUAUGUCAAGGUCAACGGCCAGAAGAUGAUAUAUCCUGGCUAUCAAUUGAACCCUGGCGACAUGUUUCAAGUGGAGCCGGAACGAGUCAUGUGGGCGACAGGUGCAUCUAAGGAAAGGCAAGAGAGGAGGAUAGGCAGGCUUAUCAAAGCGAAGACUCUCAAAAAGAAAUCUGAAGAGAAAGAGGAGCAGGAACCCCCCGUGAAAGUCCCUUCUGAGGAACCCCCUCAAGAAAGUCCAGAUCAGACCAAGCAACAAAAAGUGGCUUUGAAAGACCUCAUGCAGCAGGCCAAAGAGUUCCUCUCUUCAUUCUCCUCCUCAAUUAGCGCAAAACGAAAGCAUGACCUUCGCGAAUUCCAACGAACGGUCCGGAAAGCACUCGCCCGCCCCAAUGACUCUGCGAUCGGCGAACUCGGUGGCCAACUCCAAGGAAUAAUCGACAGAAUCUCCAUCUCGAAAGACACUUCUAAACCGCAAGACGCCACAAAUCGCCCUUCCGACAUCCCACAACUAGAGACGCCCUCCCUCCAAAGUGAAGUUGCCACCCUCACCCCCUUCGAGCUACAAACCCUUCGGGACGCUCUCGAAAGCGCGAAGGAGAACCCGAGCGAUCCCACAAAGCCUUACGCGACGCCCUGGCGGCCGCGAGAGUGGAUGAGCGCGUUUGCAUUCAUUCCGAGAUACCUGGAGGUGCAUCCAAGAAUUUGCGCCGCAGUGUAUAUUCGACAUCCGGUUGCAAGGCCGGGGUUGGCAGAGGUGCCCACGCCUUUUACGGGUGAAACCUUGUCAUUGGCUCAUAAUUGGUAUCUGAGGCAUCGAUGA